AUGUCUGAUUCCGUCUCUUUCCUGCGUCGGCUGAUCCUGGAGUCUCCGCCGGGAGAAUGGGCUCUUCGCCAGCUGCGCAGUUUGCUCAUCGGCGCCCUCAGGCAGGGCCCGAUCCCUCAGCACGUCGCCUUUGAGAUGGACGGCAACCGAAGAUACGCCCGCACGCAUCGGAUGGAGACUGUCGAGGGCCACCACCGAGGCUUUGAGGCUCUUGCUCGGAUCAUGGAGAUUUGCUACCGUUGCGGCGUCAAGGUCGUCACCGUCUACGCCUUCAGCGUGGAAAACUUCAACCGACCGAAGCACGAGGUGGAAGGGCUUAUGCAGCUGGCCAAGGUGAAGCUCGAGCAGCUGACGACGUGCGGCGACAUCCUCGACCGCUACGGCGCCUGCGUGCGGGUCCUCGGGCAGCGGGAGAUGAUCCGCGAGGACGUUCUCCAAGUCGUCGACAAGGCCGUUGCCAGGACGCGACACAACAACAAGGCCGUGCUCAACAUUUGCUUUCCCUACACGUCGAGGGCCGAGAUGACGACGGCCAUACGGUCGACGGUGGAAGAGUUCCUCGCCCCGCCGCCACCCAAGAGCACACCCUUCUCGCCCUCGCGCAUCCGGCAGAAGAUUCUGUCGACGCAGCUCGACACCAUCGCGGACGAGUCGCCCUACGAGACGGCGGGGUCCGACGGCGACGAGGCCGAGAAGAACGCCGACGGCGACGGCGGAGACUCGACGUCGACGACGCUGUCGCCCGACUCCCCGAAGCCGCACCUGUGGUCGAGGCACGGGCCGUACGGCGCCUCGCACCUGCCGAACCCCGAGACCAUCACGGUCGAGACGCUCGAGAAGCACAUGUACACGGCGCUCGACCCCCCCCUGGAACUUUUCGUCAGAACUAGCGGUGUCGAGCGACUAAGCGACUUUAUGCUCUGGCAGUGCCACCAGGACACGCACAUUUUCUUUCUCGAGUGCUACUGGCCCGACUUUGACCUGCAACAUUUCAUAUGGGUCAUGCUGGAGUGGCAGUGGAGGCAGAAGCAGAGGGAGAGGGACGACAACCCGGACAGGGCCUGGAAUGCAAAGACACGACGGCUGGCGGAAUGA
This is a messenger RNA of Drechmeria coniospora, 1095 nucleotides long. Its product is annotated as dehydrodolichyl diphosphate synthase. Gene Ontology annotation, cellular component: lipid droplet; membrane; dehydrodolichyl diphosphate synthase complex. Gene Ontology annotation, molecular function: ditrans,polycis-polyprenyl diphosphate synthase [(2E,6E)-farnesyl diphosphate specific] activity. The record is from RefSeq and is a predicted model, not a curated record. Lineage: Eukaryota; Fungi; Ascomycota; Sordariomycetes; Hypocreales; Ophiocordycipitaceae. Bases 1 to 1095 code for a protein of 364 amino acids. The transcript is spliced from 3 exons.